This is a messenger RNA of Scaptodrosophila lebanonensis, 916 nucleotides long. RefSeq names its product translocon-associated protein subunit beta (gene SsRbeta). The record is from RefSeq and is a predicted model, not a curated record. NCBI's taxonomy places the organism in Eukaryota, Metazoa, Arthropoda, Insecta, Diptera, Drosophilidae. Gene Ontology annotation, cellular component: membrane; endoplasmic reticulum. The coding region runs from base 119 to 691 and encodes 190 amino acids. The transcript is spliced from 3 exons.
CCGAAGUUUACACGUCACAUCGUGCCAGCCACGAGAAAGCAAGAAACGCCGCCGUCAAGCGAAUUGUAUGGUGUUUAGUUUAUUUACAAUAGCCGCAAGGAAUUAACGAAAAUUAAUAAUGUUCAAACAAAUACUCGGCUUGUGCGCUUUAUUUGCUGUCUUCAGUGUCUGCCUGUCCGACGAUGAUACCCGUGCCCGCCUUCUGGUGUCCAAACAGAUACUCAACAAAUACCUUGUAGAGAAGAGCGAUCUUUUGGUGCGUUACACCAUAUAUAAUGUAGGCAACGGUGCGGCCACAAAUGUUCAGCUGGUUGAUCAGGGCUUCCAUCCAGAGGCAUUUGAUGUGGUCGGAGGACAGCCUUCUGCCACAGUGGAUCGCAUUGCGCCACAGACAAACUUCACACAUGUUGUGGUGGUCCGUCCCAAGGCCUUCGGUUAUUUCAACUUCACCGCUGCAGAGGUGUCGUACAAGCCCGUAGAGGAAGCUGAGACGCUGCAAUUGUCGAUCAGCUCAGAGCCUGGAGAGGGUGGCAUUGUUAACCUAAAUGAGUACAACAAGCGCUUCUCCUCGCACUUCUUCGACUGGGUUGCAUUCGCCAUCAUGACCCUGCCUUCAUUGGCCAUUCCCCUGGCGCUGUGGCACUCUUCGAAGAGCAAGUACGAACGUUACGGCAAGCACAAGAAACACUAAGGCCGGGUCUUUGUGUCUGUCGCAUUGGAUCAACAUUAUAAGAGAUUUUCAGCCCACUAUAAUUCCGUACAACAUUGUUGCUUCAAAUUCCAAUGGACUCCAUGCGUUCAUCCCUUCACACAUUUUACAUUAUCGUACGAAUAUUUCCUCGAUGAGCCAAGCAGAGCGUUAAAUCGUUUUAGAUUUAUUUUAAAGACGCAUUGAAUAAAUCCAAACGUUAAGCUA